Lecanosticta acicola is the source of this 2895-nucleotide messenger RNA. The record is from the annotation of a GenBank genome assembly. NCBI's taxonomy places the organism in Eukaryota, Fungi, Ascomycota, Dothideomycetes, Mycosphaerellales, Mycosphaerellaceae.
AUGUCCGGACGCAAGGACUUCUUGUCGCAGGCGGCGCCCGAGAACUACGUCGCAGGUCUUGGUCGUGGUGCGACUGGCUUUACCACUCGAAGCGAUCUGGGACCAGCACGAGAAGGACCAAGUGAAGAGCAGAUCAAGGAAGCUCUUGCCAAGCGCGCAGCUGCUCUUGGGAACGCGCCACCAACAGCAUACGGAGUGACGAAGAAGAAGGACGACGACGAAGAUGACGAGCAGUACCGGGACGCCGAGAACGAGGAAGGGCUGUUUGCGACUGGAAACUACGACAGAGACGAUGAUGAAGCCGAUCGGAUAUACCAGACUGUGGAUGACCGCAUGGCGAAGCGGCGCAAGAUCUCGAGGUUAGUACUGACUCCCAGCCCCUCCACUGUUCACGUGAAAUAUUCAUCGUCCUCGCAGCACGAUCAGUAUGCCGACUUGAGGAUUCACAGGGAAGAGCGAGAACGCCAAGAACGAGAAGACUUCGAACGAAAGAACCCCAAGAUCCAGCAACAAUUUGCCGAUCUGAAGCGAGCACUCGGUACCGUCAGCGACGAUGACUGGGCGAACAUCCCCGAAGUAGGCGACAUGACCGGGAAGAAUAGACGGAAUCGGCAGAACCAGCGACAACGAUUCUAUGCUGUACCCGACAGCGUGUUGGCCGGAGCAAGAGAUAGUGGACAGCUCGGCACGGAGAUCCAGGAGGAUGGCAUGGCUACAGAUGCUGGGAAUGGCGAGUCCAACGAGCAGGCGGAUGGCACAAUGACCAACUUUGCCGACAUUGGUGCUGCGCGUGACAAGGUGCUGAAGGCAAGAUUGGACAAGGCUGCACAAUCGUCUGGUACUGAAACGACGGGCACGAGCACCAGUAUUGAUCCCAAGGGAUACAUGACCGCACUCAGCCAAACAGAGUUAAAGGCGGGCGAGAUUCCUGUAGGCGACAUUAAGCGUGCUAGAGUUCUUCUGGAGUCGGUCAUCAAGACCAACCCUCGCCAUGGUCCCGGUUGGAUUGCUGCAGCGCGUCUGGAAGAAUACGCAGGCAAGAUCGUGGCUGCUCGGAAUGUCAUUCGACGAGGCUGCGAAAUGUGUCCUAAAAAUGAAGGAGUCUGGCUGGAGAGCAUGCGAUUGAAUGAUCGGUCAAAUGCGAAGAUCAUUGCAGCGAAGGCCAUCGAGCAGAAUGAUCGAUCCGUGCAGCUUUGGAUCGAGGCAUCAAAAUUAGAAGACAUACCGGCACAGAGAAAGCGUGUGCUUCGGAAAGCGCUUGACCACGUUCCCCAAUCAGUCGUCAUCUGGAAGGAAGCUGUGAAUCUGGAAGAAGACCCUGCAGAUGCGAAGCUGCUCCUGGCGAAGGCAACUGAAAUAAUUCCUCUUUCAGUGGAGCUAUGGCUUGCAUUGGCACGUUUAGAGACGCCAGACCAGGCUCAGGUGGUCCUCAACAAAGCUCGAAAGGCUGUUCCCGCCAGCUACGAAAUUUGGAUUGCCGCAGCUCGCCUUCAGGAGCAGAUUGGCAAGGGCGACAUGGUGCCGAAGGUCAUGGAACGUGCCGUCAAGGCUCUUGCGCGCGAGUCUGCUAUGCUCAAGCGCGAGGAAUGGAUAUCGCAAGCUGAGAUCUGUGAAGAGGAAGGUGCCUUCCUUACUUGUCGAGCGAUAAUCCAGGAGACGAUAGGAUGGGGACUAGACCAGGACGAUGACCGAAAGCAAGUAUGGCUGGACGACGCCAAAUCUUCCAUCGGUAGAGAUCGGUUCGAGACUGCCAGAGCGAUCUAUACUGUGGCCAGGAGAGACUUCUACAACCGCAAGAGCGUAUGGCUAUCCGCAGCAGAUCUCGAGAGAAAUCACGGCAGCAAGGAAGACCUUCUCAACAUUCUUGCUGAAGCUGUCAAUUGCAUACCUAGUUCUAGCGAGCUCUGGAUGCAGCUCGCAAAGGAGAAGUGGAUGUCCGGGGAUGUCGCAGGCGCUAGACAAGUGUUGGGCGAGGCCUUCUCCAAAAAUCCCGAGAGCGAAGACAUCUAUCUCGCAGCCGUCAAGCUCGAAGCAGACAGCGGCCAAGAACAACAAGCACGGAAACUGCUGGCCCAAGCGCGUGCCGAAGCUCGUACAGACCGUGUCUUCAUUCGGAGCGUAGCUUUCGAGCGACAAAUGAACGACAGAGAUCGAGCUCUUGAACUCGUAAAUGAGGGUCUCGAAAGCUUUCCCAAGACUGAUAAGCUCUGGAUGAUGAAAGGGCAAAUCUACGAAUCGAAGAACAUGCUUCCGCAAGCGAGAGAAGCUUACAGUAACGGCACUCGGAAGUGCCCCAAAAGCGUGCCCCUCUGGCUUCUCGCGAGUCGCUUAGAAGAGAAGAUGGGCGUCACAGUGAAAGCUCGUUCUAUCCUAGACAGGGCCCGUCUCGCUGUACCCAAGAACCCUCAACUAUGGACCGAGUCCAUCCGCCUCGAGUUGCGAGCUAAGAACGAAGCUGCAGCGAAACAGAAAAUGGCCCAAGCACUCCAAGAAUGUCCAAAGUCAGGUCUCAUCUGGAGCGAAAGAAUCUGGCAUUUGGAAGCUCGCACGCAACGAAAACCUCGCAUCCUCGAAGCCAUCAAGAUGGUCGAAAACGACCCCAUCCUGUUCAUUACCGCCGCGAGGAUCUUCUGGGGAGAGAGGAAGCUGGACAAAGCCGAUACCUGGUUUCAGAAAGCUGUCAUCUUAGAUCCUGACUUUGGGGAUGCGUGGGCUUGGUGGUAUAAGUUUUUGCUGCAGCAUGGAGAGGAAGCGAAGAGGGCGGAAGUGGUCAGUAAGUGUGUGCAAAAUGAUUGCAGGCAUGGAGAGGUGUGGCAGAGUGUGAGGAAGGCACCGGAGAAUGCGGGAAAGAGCGUCGAGGAAGUCCUGAAGAUUGUUGCGAAGACACUGGAGUGA